AUGGGGUGCUGUGUGACGCCGGACUCCUUCAGUCUUGUUUAUGAGUACUGCCAUCGGGGAUGCCUUCAGGACCUUAUCAGCAACAAAAGCUUCACAUUUGACUGGGAUUUCAAGCUUUCCCUCAUGACCGACUUUGUUCGGAUCACCGACUUUGGCAUUCCCAAAAUCUAUAACUUAACAGGCAGCUGUCCCUCAAUCAAAACUGAAGAGAAAUUAUGGACCUCUCCUGAACUGCUGCGCGAUGAGACAGCGGCUUUGUUUGGAACCAAGUCGGGAGAUGUCUAUGCAUUCGCCAUAAUAAUGCAUGAAGUCUUCUACCAGACAAAGCCAUAUGGACUAGAAGAUAUUGCAGUGGAAGAAAUUCUUAAACGGGUCAGGAGUAGAGAAAAGCCUCCUUUUCGUCCACAGGUAGGGCAAACUGAGCUAAUCAGAGCCUUUACAUGA
Echinococcus granulosus is the source of this 444-nucleotide messenger RNA. Its product is annotated as Atrial natriuretic peptide receptor. The record is from RefSeq and is a predicted model, not a curated record. The transcript has 5 exons. Gene Ontology annotation, biological process: receptor guanylyl cyclase signaling pathway; cGMP biosynthetic process; protein phosphorylation. Lineage: Eukaryota; Metazoa; Platyhelminthes; Cestoda; Cyclophyllidea; Taeniidae. The coding region runs from base 1 to 444 and encodes 147 amino acids. Gene Ontology annotation, molecular function: peptide receptor activity; ATP binding; protein kinase activity.